CUUUUGGACUAAUGUGAAGAAGUUGGCCGCCCUGAUGAAGGGCCCCUAUGACGUGUUGCGAGAGGUGGAUAAGGAUGUCCACUGCCUCUCACGCAUCUAUGACAUGGCCUGCCAGUUGCCGGUCUUCKUUCGUGCAGCCCGCCUCACGGAUGAGGAGCGAGACAUCAUCUUGACGGCGKUGGCGAAYAGGACUGACAUGCUGCUCAGCCCCAUUCAUGUUGUGGCCCGGUUGCUUGAUCCUGUCUUGAGGGACAUUGCCGUUUUCAGCAAUGUGGAGCUCAUGACGCAGUUUGAGAGCGUUGUCGAUCGACUCAUCGGGAAGAGGGGGAGCAAGAAGUUCACCGACUGUAUGGACCAGUUGUAUGACUUCCAGUUCGGGAACGGGGUGUUUGGCUCCGAGCGGGCAGUGCAGAGGGCCUCGAAGGACAACGCAGUGUUGUGGUGGGAGGCGCAUGGGGCAGGGCAUCCAGAGAUCAAGGCCUUGGCAAUCAAGAGCCUCAGGCUCAAGAGCCGGGGGGGUGAUGGCCCCACUGUGGCUGGAGGGUGGUUGGGAUUGGCAGUUGAUUGGCCUGACGAGGAUUUGGAGGGUGAUCAGGCGGGCGUGACGGACGCCGUCGAUGACGGUGAGGUUGCAGAUGACGGUACUCGUUCGGCUGCAGGCAGCACCAGCAUUCGUCGUGAUCCCUUUAUGCCUGGGACUUCGGCAUCUGCGGAGAGGUUAGGGGAGGUGGGGGAGGGUGUGRGUACGGAGGAGGUAGAUGUUGACGAGGAGGAGGAGGAUUUCGAUGACGAGGAUGGCAUUCCAGGAGAAGAGUGGGAGGAUGAGAGGUCUGACUCGGAUAGAUCGUGGACGAGGAGGGAGGAGAUCACRCCAUACAUCCCGGGCACACGAUCUGGAUUGACGUCGCAAAGUCCACGACAGGAGGAAGAGCCGCGUCGACAUCACGAUGAGGAUCAGGCGGAUGAGGAGCAGCGGGGAGGGGAUGAGGAGGAGGAGGAGGAGCAUCAGGGUGGGGACGAGGAGGAGGUCGAGGAGCAGCGGGGCGGGGAUGAGCAUGAGGAGGCACAGGGGGAGGCUGGCCAGCAGGUGCAUGAGGAGCACGAGGCGGAGGCCCRCGCGGACGACACUCGCAGAGAUGAGCAGCUGCACACUCCGUUGGAGGGUCACGCAAAUGGGGAGCAAGAGGGUCAGGCAGCGGGUGAGCGGGCCAGCCAAGUGGUGCGCUCAUUUUAUGAUCCCGGUCGACCGUCACACCUAACCGGCCGCUUUGGAGCACAUCCCGGGUGCGUGUGGGAUUCGCUCGCCUAUCGUGCUGUGCGAGGCAGAGGGCGACCACCUUCCAAACGUGGCAGAGGGAGGUCUGAUGUCGGAGGCCACUCCCAUGGGGCUCCGCAAGGUAGAGGGCGAGGCAGAGGGCGGCCACGGAAGGAGAGACAGCCAUCUCCAGAUCCUGCGCCAGAGGGGUCAGAGGAUGACUCUCAUGAGAGUGCACCUCUGCAUAAGCCAAAGAAAAGGAGGACAGAGCCUCAUCUGCCAUGUCAGCAGCUGCCACAUCAGCAGCCACCACAUCAGCAGACACCACGUCAACAGCUGCCACAUCAGCAGCUGGGACGCCAGCUGCUGAUGGGGCARCUGCUGACGUGGGAUCAGUUGUCGUGCCAGCUGCUGAUGUGGCAGCUGCUGACACGGCAUAACCGAACAACAAGACAUCAGCAGCUGGCACUUCAGCUGCUGAUGCGGCAGCAGCUGCCACAUCAGCAGUUGUCAUGUCAGCAGCUGCCACAUCAGCAGUUGCCAUGUCAGCAGAUGCCAUGCCAGCAGCCGCCACAUCAGCAGCUGGCACUUCAGCUGCUGAUGUGGCAUCUGCUGACCUGGCAGCUGCUGACGUCGCAGCUGCUAACAUGGCAGCUCCUGACCAACCGGUCACUAUUCUUCGUCAGCUUCAACGUUUUCGACAGUCCCACAUCCACGUGCGUCAUGGCCAGUUCAAGCAAGGCCACCAUCGUUGCCAAAGGCAAGUCCCAGUCCAAGCACCCCGUGUUCAUGGCCCAGCCGGAGGAAAGACAGAAAAGUUUGCAGAACGAGAAGACCRUGUACAAGUGGAUUGAGCAAGGGCAGGAGGCGGACCCAAAAGGGUAYGGGCAGURCWGGGUGAGAAGUAGGCUGUGCAACCAGUUGUUCACAGCAUCGAAGUCAYGUGCGRWGCAACAKUUCCUGAAGAAGAGAGCAGCAUGUCCUUACCGCACGGGGGAGAUUCUCCAUUUGUUGGAGUUGGAUGGAGCUAACAUUAAAGAAGGUGGUGCAACAACUCAGACAAUGCUGCAUAAGUACAGAAUGGAUAAUGGCAUCGGCGAGGACUGCGGAUUGGAAGCGGAGCCAGUGCAUCAGGCAGCAACGGAGUUGGAGCGGCAUAUUGUCCCACCGCCUGCACCGGGGAGGGCUCUAUUGGCGGGCGUGCCAUUCAACUUCAUCCGGUUGGACAAGACGAAGGAGCUUCAUGACAUGUACAUGGAGUUUGCGGUCCGCAACGCACGAAUGGACUUGCCUGCCUUUGAAACCAUCCGGACAGUGGCUUUGAACAUUGUGUAUGACAAUGUUCGGGCAGAGGUGCGGCCGCUUAUGGACAAGUGGGACAUCAACGGUUGCACUCUCAUCACCGAUGAGACCCAAGACAGGAAGUCGAGGGCUGUGUUGAACUUUGUAGCGGCUGGAGAGAGCGGGGCUGUGCUCAUCAAGGUUGUGGAUGUCUCUGAUGGGAAGAAAAACACGAGAGCAUUGGCAAAGUUAUGGGAAGAGGUGAUAAGGGAGAUCGGUGUUCACAGGGUCAAUGCAAUCUGCACUGACAAUGCAUCAGCGAACAAGCGAGCGGCGAAACUCCUGUCAAUGAGGACUCACAAAGCCAUUGCGAAGAUUCCUUGGAUCCCUUGUGCUGCCCACACCCUGAGCUUGCUACUGAAAGACAUAUCCAACAUCGCAUGGAUCAAGACGGUGUGGAAGAAGGGAAGGAAUUUGGUGAAGUUCAUCAAGAAUCACCAAAGCACGAUGGGGUUGCUGAGUCGGUGUUCCAUGGGAGGCAGGAAGGUGCUUGUCAUGCCAACGGAGAAAAUCGCAAUGCGGGUGAUGGCAAUGUGGAGCACGGCAACGCUAUACGAAAGGAAUUGGUCGUCCUUAGACUUGGUCCACUCCAAAUGGCGGAACAACUUGUCCAGCGAAAGUGUAGUUAAGUUGGUUUACUACAUUCACUGGAACAUGCAAUUGUUGCGGGUUCCCAGGAGCACGACUGACGGGUUCAUUGACCUGUGGGCAACCUUCUUCGACGAGCCUGAGGCACCUCCGGUGACGAACGAUGCAGCCAAGGAUCGCCGUGAAGUGGACAAGGAGGAGGAGGCGGCGAGGGUUGCACGCCUGAAGAAAAUUCUGAAAGGGAGGCUUCUCGCUGGCUUGUUCAGCGAUGAUUAUGGGAGCAGUGACAAUGAGGACUUGGUGUGGUGUGACAAGGUGGAAAACAGGGUGCAUCCAGCACGAGGUGGGAAGGGGAAAGGGAAGGCCGCUGUUGUUGAAGACGAGGAGGACGAGUGGGAUGAUGAUGAUGAUGAUGACAACGACUCGGAUUUUGAAAUUCGUCCACGCACGGGCUGCAUGGACUCAGACACGAACGGAGGACGGACCGACUUGUGGGACGUGCCUGAAGCAACGUGUCACUUGGACAGUGGCGAUGACCUCAUCGUGGAGGACAGUGAGGCACGUCAUCGCAAGGUCAGAGCGGAAGCACAAUCUCUAGCGGACAGGGAUCGUGUAAUGGUGCAACAGCAUAUGGCAGAGGAAAACUCACGUCGACUAGCAGUCCCCGCACACUUGAGAACCGUGGAGGGGCAUGUGCAGCAGCAGGCCGAGCAACGACCACAGGAGCUGGUGCAGCAGCUGGUGGAGCACAAUCCGCAGCGGGUGGUGCAGCAACAGCAGGAGCAGCGCCCUCAGCAGAAGUAGCAUGAGGUGGAGCCAGGGCAGCAGCAAGUGGAGAAGCAGUUGAAGCAGGACAUGGAGCAGGAGCAGCAGAAUAUGAAGCAGCAACAACAACAGCACAACGAAGAGUAGCAACAACUGCAAAACAAAGAGCAGCACCAACA
Messenger RNA from Chara braunii, 4128 nucleotides. NCBI's taxonomy places the organism in Eukaryota, Viridiplantae, Streptophyta, Charophyceae, Charales, Characeae. The record is from the annotation of a GenBank genome assembly.